This is a messenger RNA of Chrysemys picta bellii (western painted turtle), 2109 nucleotides long. RefSeq names its product tudor domain containing 10 (gene TDRD10). The record is from RefSeq and is a predicted model, not a curated record. Gene Ontology annotation, molecular function: RNA binding. NCBI's taxonomy places the organism in Eukaryota, Metazoa, Chordata, Testudines, Emydidae.
AGGAGAGCUGCAGGUCGGGACCACGGUUCAGGCCAGCGCUGACAGGGGCUCUCCGAUUCCAGGACGUAGGCGCUUUAUUUAGCUAAACCGCAGCCCCUAGCCCAGCGUGUCCCACUUCCCAGCAAACGGGGUCCUUCCAACCAGACUUUUCAUAACGAGCAGCCCCGCCAGCAGGGACUAACGAGGUCAGCGUGGGAUCAGUUAGCAGGGGGACAGAGCGCCUAUUCUCCCUCUGGCCGAUUACAGCGAGGUUGGGAUCAAGGGAAUUAGGAAAGGGCUCCGAGCCGGGCUAAUCAGCUGAGCCCACAGCAUUGAAAGCCGCCUCCUGCUCUGGGGUCCCUCAUUUCCCAGGAUCCGGGGAGAGGGAAUGAGAACGUGACCUGCCCAAUGCCACGCACCAGAGCUCUGCCAAGCACAGGGGCAGCCGCUCUCCCAGGGGGCGCUGGCUCCCUCGAGGCACCAGUACUUGGCCGAAGCGAACGGGGUUUUCAUCCAUCCGGCAGGGCAGCACUGUCCCCUCCCAGGCACAGGGCAGGCUCAGGGUACGCAGCCCCUGCGUCCUGACCGCGGGUUAGCAGCGGGAGUUAAAGCCCAGAGGGCGGCCUGCGGGCGAACCCGCACUGCUAACGCCCGUUAAAAGCGGAGCGGCCGUGUCUUCCCGGGGGGCUGACCCCGAGUUAAGAACAGCCAUUUGCUGCCGUGUAGACGCCCCUGGGUUGCUGGGCCCCGUGACCCCUGAACCAUGGCAAGCAACAACGGUGGCUGGGGUCCUCCCCAGCCCCACAAGCCGAAUGGGAAACCGGAGCAGUUCAAAUACUCAGGUGUCGUCAAGAAAAAGAAUUCGGAAGUUUAUGUCGGAAAUGUCCCGCCUGAAAUGAAGGAGGAGGACAUAUUGCUCCUGCUCAGGGACUUCCACCCGCAGCGUAUUAAAAGGUGCCAUUCCGGGUUGAGAAGCUAUGCCUUUGUAGAUCUCGGCUCCUCUGAGCAGGUGCAGGCUGCAAUCCAGCGCUUCAGCGGGCACCUCGUGAACGGACGUCGCCUGUUUCUGAGCCGCACGGGCACAGGCAACGGGAGGAAGGACCCGGCUGGGACCCAGAGCACCGUGGGAAUGCCCGCUUUGGAGAGAGUCCCCAGAGGAGAGCUUGGUCUGAGUCAGGCAAAGGCAGAGAACCAAACCCUGCAGCCGGCACCUCCCGAUGCAGUGAGGCAGAUCUGUUACGCGGUUCCCAUGGAAAUGAGAGGUUCCUUCUUGGCCCUCAUGCUGAAAGACUGCUUUAAGGAUUUGAACUGGUUGGUGUCCAUUGCAAAGCUGCACGGAGAGGCGGGGCUGCUGGUGACGGAUGCUCUGCCACAGACCCCGUACUUCUGGGCCAUACACCUCACAGAGGAAAGUCACUCGAACAUGCACAAGCUGUUCUGCCAGCUGGCGGAAGAGGAAUCCAAGCAGCCCUACCUGCCGAAGCAGGCGGUGCAGCGAGGGACCCGGUGCAUGGCAGAGUGCAUUCUGGGGGACGACGGCGCGGCGUGGAACAGGUGCUGGGUCUUGGAGAAAGUGGAAGAUCUUGCAGUAGUUCUCUUUGUGGACUUUGGCCGUUCGGCCACUGUCCCUCUGAACUCACUGCGGAAGCUGGAUGAAGACGAUUUCUGGGACAUAAAACCGCUGGCCCAGCCCUUCAUGUUCCAAAAAGAGAUGGUCUCUGCAAGACCCAUGGUCCGGCAAAUCCUGCAAGGGAAGGUGGUUGGCCCGUCUCGCCUGGAGCCUCACAUCCUGACAUUCACCUUCUGUGCCGAGGAAGAGGAAGCCGGGGACCCUCAGGAGCUCUGAGCUGAAGUCCCCUGCCUCUAGCUGCCCAAAGCAGGAGGGGGCAGAGAACUGCUGGACCUUGGAAAAGUCGUCUUCAACCUGAACCAGCCUUAUUAACUGGCUGCAGUGGUGUGAUGGGGGGGGAGGGGGCAUCUCUCAUUUCUCCAGGUUCAGUGAUAGCUAAAAGGGGAUCUCUCGUUUUGAUUUUUCUGUAAAAUUGUGAGGGAGCUGGUAACUGUCCCUCUGGCACCCGACUAUUAAAUGGACCCUGGAAAGGCCUGUCCUGGCUUGGCAAGUCCCAAUAA